GGCGGCGGGAGGAGGAGGAGGAGGAGGAGCAGGACGGCUCGGCAGCCGCCGCCGUGCAGCCGCAGCCGCCGCAUGUGCGAAGUGGGGACGCGGCCGCCGCCGGGCGCCGAGCGCGGGGAACCGCCCGGGGGAGCCGAGAGGUGCCGAGACAUGGGAGAACAGCCCAUCUUCACCACCAGAGCCCAUGUCUUCCAAAUUGACCCCAGCACGAAGAAGAACUGGGUUCCCGCAAGCAAGCAGGCUGUAACUGUUUCCUACUUCUAUGACAGCACGAGAAACAGCUAUCGGAUUAUCAGUGUGGAUGGAGCCAAGGUGAUCAUAAACAGCACAAUCACACCUAACAUGACCUUCACUAAAACAUCACAGAAGUUUGGCCAGUGGGCGGACAGCAGAGCAAAUACUGUGUUUGGUUUGGGCUUUCCCUCGGAGCAGCAGCUGACAAAGUUUGCAGAGAAAUUCCAAGAAGUAAAAGAAGCUGCCAAACUAGCAAGAGACAGAUCUCAAGAGAAAAUUGAGACCUCGAGCAAUCAUUCCCAGGAAUCUGGACGUGAAACACCAUCUUCCACUCGAGCAUCUAGUGUGAAUGGGACAGAUGAUGAGAAGGCAUCACACGGCGGUCCUGCUGAGGCACAUCUGAAGUCUGAGAAUGAUAAAUUAAAAAUUGCUCUAGCCCAAAGUUCCUCCAACGUGAAGAAAUGGGAGACGGAGCUGCAGACCCUGCGGGAGAGCAACGCCAGGCUGACCACGGCGCUGCAGGAGUCCGCAGCCAGCAUCGAGCACUGGAAGAAACAGUUCUCAGCCUGCAAGGAGGAAAAUGACCAGCUGAGGAGCAAGAUUGAAGAGCUGGAGGAACAGUGCAAUGAAAUAAAUAAAGAGAAGGAAAGAAACGCACAGCUGAGUAGACGUCUCCAGGAACUGGAAACAGAGCUUCAGGACAAAGAGCUGGAACUGGAAGAGCUGCGGAAGCAGGGUGAAAUUAUACCACAGCUAAUGUCAGAAUGUGAAUCUGUAUCUGAACAACUACAGGCUGCUGAGAAAAAGAACAAAGAUCUUGAAGAGAAAGUCAGAACACUAAGAACAGAAGUUGAAGAGAGCAAACAUAGGCAGACCAACCUUAAAACUGAAUUAAAGAAUUUUUUAGAUGUACUAGAUGGGAAGAUAGAUGAAUUACAUGAUUUCCGACAAGGACUAUCUAAACUUGGGGUUGACAACUAGAUGGCAAUAGAUAUUUUUUGUAAUCUAGGAUCUGGAUGUUUGACGUUUUGUUGAUCCCAAACAUGUGUUUUGCAAAAUAUAACUAGAAUGUUCCACUUGUUUGCAUUGUUUUUGUACAUAGAGGCUGAAAAUUUUGAUGGGGGGUGGGG
Messenger RNA from Cuculus canorus (common cuckoo), 1364 nucleotides. RefSeq names its product homer scaffold protein 2 (gene HOMER2). Gene Ontology annotation, cellular component: postsynaptic density; dendrite; plasma membrane. The record is from RefSeq and is a predicted model, not a curated record. Gene Ontology annotation, biological process: G protein-coupled glutamate receptor signaling pathway; regulation of store-operated calcium entry. Gene Ontology annotation, molecular function: G protein-coupled glutamate receptor binding. NCBI's taxonomy places the organism in Eukaryota, Metazoa, Chordata, Aves, Cuculiformes, Cuculidae. The transcript is spliced from 9 exons. Bases 73 to 1215 code for a protein of 380 amino acids.